Messenger RNA from Phytomonas sp. Hart1, 1108 nucleotides. NCBI's taxonomy places the organism in Eukaryota, Euglenozoa, Kinetoplastea, Trypanosomatida, Trypanosomatidae. The record is from the annotation of a GenBank genome assembly.
AUGUAUGCUUUCCUUUAUUUCUACAAUUUUGUUUUUAAUAUAGUCACUCCUUCUCCUUUCUCAUCUUUUUUUGUUAUCACUAUCAAUUCUGUUUUAUUCUAUAACAAUAUAUAUAUAAUAUAUAUAUAUAUUGUCAUUAUAAAUUAUUAUUCCAAAAGGCAGUGCGAACGGAAUAGCCACUUCUUAUUCUCUUUAUCUUGCCACGUCCUGAAGACAUCACAAAUAACGAGGAAAGCGAUUAUUUUUGCACAUUUUACAGCGAUAUUCCACUACCUUAUACGACUAUAAGGUCUAUUUAUUUUGGCAAUACUCUCUCAUUUCUUUUCAAAGCUUGUUUUCACCACAUAUUUUAGUAAACAUAUAUUCUUACAUAGUAUACAUUUUACAUUUGUCUCUUUUUUCGUUUUAUUUGAUCCUUUUACUUUUAUUUAAUUUUAGCUCCUUUUUACCUCGAUAUUAAAUAUACACUGGUAAGGAUAAUUCUCAUAUAUACCAAUUUUCAUCUAAUUUCUUAAAAUUUCUAGAAAGCAACUAACGCCAAAUCUUAGGCAGCACUUAUUCCCUAUUUGUUGUCAUCUCAUAAUUAUGAGCUAUUCGUUCUUGGCGUGGAUAGCUUAGCCUCCGGUUUUCUAAGCAUUCUCUAUAAAAUGCAUAACGACCAUUAAUAAGAACGAAAAAAUACUAAAAGCUAGAAGGACAAAUAUUUUUCUAUUAAUUCGAAUCAGUUCUGAGGAAUUUUUUUGAUAUAAAAAAUAUUUACGUGUAUACAUAAGCAUAUCUUUAUUGAUAAAUAAUAAUACCUUAUAUAUGUUCUUUUACCCUAUAAUACCAACUUUUACAUUCCUUUAUUGAUUAAUAUUUUUUCUUAGAUGAAUUUGAGCCCGAAUUAUAUAAUAGACAAAUAAGAUGUGUCCUUUGUAUAAUAUCGAUUCAUCUGUUUGAUCUUAUUUUCUUGAUAAAUUGAAGUAUAUACUUUUUUUGAGUUCUAUUUUGCGUGACAUGUGGGUGCCGAAAGGUUCUUACCGUGUUUCUUUUUUAUUAUUAUUAACUUUAUCAUUUAAUAUAAUUUUAUGUUUCAAAGUUAAUUGUUACUAUGCCGUUUAAUAUA